Molecule: messenger RNA, 2199 nt
Organism: Ophidiomyces ophidiicola
Lineage: Eukaryota; Fungi; Ascomycota; Eurotiomycetes; Onygenales; Onygenaceae
Gene: TRM1
Product: RNA methyltransferase tRNA(m5U54)methyltransferase
Exons: 1
Coding region: 1-2199 (732 amino acids)
Biological process (GO): tRNA N2-guanine methylation
Cellular component (GO): nucleus
Molecular function (GO): RNA binding
Source: RefSeq, a predicted model, not a curated record
AUGGCUUCGGAUAAUUCGACGUUCGGCACAUUAUCGUCGAGCCCACAAGCAGGGCAGAUUAUACUCUACGAGGACAGAGAAUAUGAAACUGUGAAGGAGGGUCUUGCGUAUAUUCUCGUCCCUCGAGUGUCUACAUCCCCGCCAGAGAAUGAGCCCAAGAACAAGCCGACGGAAGACAAGAAUCGACCCGCCGUGUUCUACAACCCCAUCCAACAAUUUAACAGAGAUCUGAGUGUGUUGGCAAUACGUGCAUACGGGGAGCAUGCUGUUGCAACAAAGCUUGAGCAUCGCGAAAGAGUAGUACGGCGCUGGGAUCAAAGUAAGUGCAAGGGGAAGAAACGAAAGCGGGAAGCUGUUGGCAGAGAUAAUACUGCAGCUUCCAGUGGUCAACUGAAUAAGAAACAAUACAUCAAUGAGGCACCAGAGGUGUCUAUUUCAGAAGAAGCCUCUGUAGUGGCCAAACCCGAUACAUCAGAACGUUUCGAAGAAGGCAAAAGAGAAUGGCGUCCGCCUUUCAAAAUCCUCGACGCAUUAUCCGCGACAGGGUUGCGAGCUCUUCGAUAUGCCAAAGAACUCCCCUUCGUUACCCAAGUCAUCGCUAACGACUUGUCUGCUGCUGCAAUUAAUUCCAUGAAAGCCAAUAUACAGCAUAAUUCCGUCGAGAAAAUCGUACAGCCAAACAAAGGCGAUGCUUGCGCAUACAUGUAUAGUGUACUAGGUCCUCAAAAAAUGGAUGAAAAUGGUUCUUUCUUUGGUAAAUUUGAUGUCGUCGAUCUCGAUCCUUAUGGAACUGCUGCUCCGUUCAUGGACGCUGCAGUACAAGCUGUCGCUGAUGGAGGAAUGUUAUGCGUUACCUGUACAGACGCUGGUGUAUUUGCAGCUGUUGGCUACCCAGAAAAAGCUUUUGCGCUCUACGGCGGCAUACCUAUCAAAGGGGUGCAUUGCCAUGAAGGUGGGAUCCGUCUCAUUCUGCAUGCUUUGGCAAUGAGUGCUGCAAAGUAUGGCAUCGCGAUCGAGCCUUUGCUGUCGUUAUCUAUUGACUUCUACGCGAGGUUAUUUGUUCGUGUCCACAAAUCUCCUUCUGCGACGAAAUUUACCGCUUCAAAAUCUAUGAUGGUGUAUGGUUGUGAUAGCGGUUGCGGAGCCUGGACAACACAGCGUCUUGCUCAGUCUCGAAAACGAGAGGGCAAAAAUGGUGCUUACUUCUACACCCAUCGCUUGAGCCAGGCCCCUUCAGCUGCUCCACAUUGUGAACAUUGUGGGUUUAAGACUCACAUCGCUGGUCCAAUGUGGGGUGGACCUCUACACAAUCCCCAUUUUAUUCAGCGGAUCCUUGACCUUCUUGCCGGGGCUGACAGAGAUACAUACCCUACAUUUGGCCGCAUCGAAGGAAUGCUGACCACCGCUCUUGAGGAGGAUCUAACUCUUGAGUCUUCAAGAGACCCAACACCAGAAUCAGACUCUGUUAGCGUGAAAAAUAAUAAUUAUGUUAACGGAAAAGAUUCCCUUCUGAUUCCGCGAGUUGACCCGGAUAAGCUGGAGCCAUAUCCCUUUUUUUUUAUGACUAGUGCUUUGUCCAAGGUUCUUCACACCCAAACCAUGCCUGAAAAUUCAUUCCGUGGCGCGCUUCGCCAUCUUGGAUACAAAUCGACUCGUAGCCACGCAAAGCCAGGCUCUAUUCGGACGGAUGCUCCAUGGAGUGUUGUCUGGGAGAUAAUGCGAGAAUGGGUACGCCAAAAAUCGCCCGUAAAAGCCGGUGCUAUUACAGAGGGAAGCGCUGGAUUCGGAAUCAUGGGUAGAGGAGGAAGAGAAAACCCUGACGCUGAUGGAGCUGGCGCCGGACUGAGGUCACUGAAACUUGAUAUCCUUGGUGCUGUGGACUCUGGCCGAAACUUGGCCGACUUGACCAUGAAGAUAGAGGCUGCUCUGUAUCGAGCCUCUGCCAAGCGGCCAGCUGAAAGUAAUGCCGCAGAAAAAUCCCCUGCAGAUUGUAAUUUAACACCGCGGAACAAAUCUGAGGAAAGCUCCCUUUCUAAACAGCCUGCCUUGUCUAAUCUUGAUAUUGUAUUCGACGAGGCCCUGGGGAAAAAAGCUAUCGAUGCUCAACGCAGAAAACGGCUUAUUCGUUAUCAAAUCAACCCGCGCCCUAAUUGGGGCCCUCAGGCCCGGGCACCAGUUAUAAACACGAAAAAGGAUUAA